Messenger RNA from Spathaspora passalidarum NRRL Y-27907, 1065 nucleotides. RefSeq lists its product as uncharacterized. The transcript has a single exon. The record is from RefSeq and is a predicted model, not a curated record. Lineage: Eukaryota; Fungi; Ascomycota; Pichiomycetes; Serinales; Debaryomycetaceae. The annotation marks the transcript as partial.
AUGAAAUUCAUUCUAUGUUUCAUCCUAUUACACAUAUUGAGUGUUAGUAGUCUCCUACUCCCCCAGGAAUGGUCCGUCGUCAGACCCACCCUUGAGAACCUCCGCGAAACCAAAACCAGAUUAUCCACUAGUUUACAAUCACUUAUUUCCGACCACACUUAUGAAAACUCGUCCAUCCAUGAAACGUUGACAUUCAUUCCCCGUGAGCUAAUGCAUCCUGCCUUGUUUUCCAAUCUAGGACUAUCUUACUUGUUUGAAGGAAAGCAACAAUGGGUGAAUUUGACCAGUGUCGAUCAAGUGGUUGUUCCCAAGGAUUUCCAGUCGUUUUUCAUAUUCAAUUCAAGUGAACCAGUACCUUCUUCCAACUUUAAAGGUCCAGGGUUUCACAAGUUGCUUGGAAGAAGUGUUCCUUUUGCAUUGCCACAUUGGUUAGAAUUGCUGGAUUAUUACAUGGUCGUUCCUAGUUCACACUUGAAUCUAUCAAGUUCACUGGAGUUAGUCACAUUACCCAGAAGUAAAUUACCAAUAUUCAGAGAGCUGGUCACAGGAAACAAGCCAAUGUUGGUAUUCAUGUUCAACCAAACUACUCCACGAUCCAAACACACUCCAAUAAUUACCAUCAAGAACUACUUGACUUCUGAGGGCCGGUUCAAUUCCAUCCUGAGUUUCUUUGACAGGUUUGCUAACCUCUGGUUGACACGGGUGAAUUACGACAACUUAGUGCAUGCGGUGUAUUGCACCCUUACAUCCUCCGAGAGCUACUGUUUGAAGAUCAAAGACGACCAGUCCGUUCACGUGUUCCCUGCCUUGCAUGAUUUUCCUAGACAUUUCCACAGCAAGUUUGGUGACAAGAGGGAGAUAGAGACCCAGGCAAUAAGACAGAUCCAUGAUGUGUUGAGUGUCAAGACUGACAAAUUCAAUGAUAUUAGUUAUGAAUUGGCCCAUUCACCCAAGACUGUAAUUGAGAAGGCCGAUGAGAAGUUGGACAACAAGCUCGAUGGAACAAUCACGAGGAUCCACGAUGUCAAGGAGCUGGUGCUUGAUAAGUUGGACGGCCGCAAGACA